AUGAAUUCCCUUUAUGGUAAUUCAACUAUUGAUGAAGAAGAUGAGCAGGAAAUAGAUUUGGAUGAAACGCAAUCGGAUGACGAUACACCCACUAGUCCUGUUGCUGAAGGUAAUAAGGCAUCAAGCCAGGACAAAGUGAAGGCCCUGAUUUUCCUUUGUCAUCAUUUGGAUGAAGGUUUGAAGGUUGAAUAUUUGACAAUGAAAGAUCCAUUUGAAUUGUGGACUGUUUUGAAAGAAAGGUAUGAUCACCUUAAAGCUACGGUAUUGCCAAAGGCUCGAUAUGAGUGGAUGCACCUACGGUUGCAAGAGUUUAAGACCCAGCAAUACCGUGAAAGGGGUUUUAAAAAAUAUUUUGAAUUGAUCUCAUGGCUUCUGGUGGCUGAACAACACAAUACCCUUUUGGUGAAAUAUCAUGAAGCCCGUCCCACAGGGUCAGCUCUGAUUCGUGAAGCAAAUAUGAUAGCGAGACGUGAUAAAUCUGGAAAAAGAUAG
Messenger RNA from Nicotiana attenuata, 492 nucleotides. RefSeq lists its product as uncharacterized. The coding region runs from base 1 to 492 and encodes 163 amino acids. The transcript is spliced from 3 exons. The record is from RefSeq and is a predicted model, not a curated record. Lineage: Eukaryota; Viridiplantae; Streptophyta; Magnoliopsida; Solanales; Solanaceae.